This is a messenger RNA of Canariomyces notabilis, 490 nucleotides long. RefSeq lists its product as uncharacterized. The coding region runs from base 94 to 393 and encodes 99 amino acids. NCBI's taxonomy places the organism in Eukaryota, Fungi, Ascomycota, Sordariomycetes, Sordariales, Chaetomiaceae. The transcript has a single exon. The record is from RefSeq and is a predicted model, not a curated record.
GUAUUUGAUAAGAUAGGUAGUCACGGUAUGUAGCUCAGCAGAUGUUCAGACGACUUCAUCUCAUGUACUGUACCAACCAGAUCAGCAUCCGCGAUGUUUGCAUGCAUGGAGGGAGGUAUCCGUACAUGUGGGAGGUUGACGUGCCCCACCACAAAUGCACCUGGCUCUGCAAACACGUGUGUUUGUAUGAGGUACCUUAGCUUCCCGUCAGCAUUGCACUCCCCAUCUUGUCCCGGCCUGGAAAGUACAUUUCGACCCCUGGUCAUCAUGUGUGGACGAAGAAGCACGUCUGAAUGUAGUGAGUAUGUACGGAGUAUACACCCUACCCUUUUCCAUAACCGAAUGAGUAAUGACCUAUUAGCACUCGAGGCACUCUGUACUUUGGGGUGGUGAUGAUCUACUUAGGGUAGGGCUCCACUAUUGUUCUCUAACUCUUGCAGGACCCCCACUCUGCUCCAUCAUGUCAUUGUCCAAGGCACAGCCGACUCGG